AUGGCUUUUACUAGUGAAGAUAUUGAAGAGGCCCUAGCACAAAUGUCUCCCUAUAAAACUCCUGGAUCCAAUGGUUACGGUGAUGGUUUCUAUCAAAAGCAUUGGAAAUUAGUGAAUGAGGAGAUAAGGGGUGUUAAAGUGGCAAGAAGGGGUCCUAGAAUCAAUCAUCUGCUCUUUGCAGAUGAUUGUAUGAUUUUCUAUAGAAGCAUUAUUUCUGAAUGGAACAGUGUUAAGUCUUUGCUAGAUAUGUAUGAAAAUGCUUUAGGGCAGAAACUAAAUAGACAUAAAACAUAUGUUUUCUUUAGUUCUAACACAAGCUGUGGAAGCAAGGAUUUGAUUGGUAAGGAUGCAGAUGUUGUUGCAUAUGGCAGCUUUGAAAGAUAUUUGGGCUUGCCUUCUCUAGUUGCUAUGUUGGGCAAUUUUUGGUGGGGUAAGAAUAAUGAUAGAAAAGGGAUCCAUUGGAAGAGUUGGGACUGUUUGGCUGGGGCAAAAAACAAUGGUGGGUUGGGUUUCAGAAGAUUGGAGGACUUCAAUAUGGCCUUGUUAGGUAAACAUGUUUGGAGGUUUUUAAAUGACCCCACAUCCCUAGUAGCACAGGUCUCUUCUCUAGGGAUUGAGGCAAGGGUCUCAGAUUUAAUCAUUCCAGGAUUAAAGGUGUGGAAUGAGAAACUGAUUAGAGAUCACUUUGGAGACGAGGAGGCUGAGAUGAUAUGUAGUAUGCCGAUUAGCAAGAGAGAAGGGGAGGACAAGAUGAUCUGGAUUCAUAGCAACGAUGGAAAGUUUAAUGUCAAAAGUGCAUAUCACAUGGCAAGGGACAUAAGGAGAAGGGAAGAAGGAGAGGGUGUGGGUGGGGUGAAAGAAGCUGCCAGAUGGAGAAAAUUAUGGAAUUUAAACAUUUCAGGGGCUACAAAACACUUUUUAUGGAGGGCAUGCACCAAUUAUCUUUCUACAAAAGCCUUGCUCCUUAAGAAAAAAGUUGGGAAAGAUGAUAUGUGCCCAAUUUGUAAGUCUGAAAGUGAAGCAAUUUUACAUGCUUUAUGGCAAUGCACAGUUGUGAAUGAUGUUUUUGAAGGGCCAUUCAUUCUUUAG
Messenger RNA from Juglans regia (Persian walnut), 1089 nucleotides. RefSeq lists its product as uncharacterized. The record is from RefSeq and is a predicted model, not a curated record. The coding region runs from base 1 to 1089 and encodes 362 amino acids. The transcript has 5 exons. NCBI's taxonomy places the organism in Eukaryota, Viridiplantae, Streptophyta, Magnoliopsida, Fagales, Juglandaceae.